AUGGGCUUUGUUUCAUCUCAAAGACACGGCAUACCAAACACAGUGGUGAGUGACAACAGACCAUGCUUCAACAGCAAAGAGUGGCAGAAAUUUGCAGAACAGUAUGACUUCAGGCAUGUCACAUCUAGUCCUCUAUAUGCACAGUCAAAUGGAAAAGCUGAGAAAGGAACCCACAUUCUCAAACAGCUCCUGAAGAAAGCUGCUGACAGCCAGGUUUUUUCUUUGGAUUGGAAGAUCGCGCUUGGUGUUUCAUACCCCAAGCUGGAAUCAAGUGGCGAGCCACCCAUAGGAGACCUGCUGGAUCCACGUGGUGUGAGCUCUGGAGGAGCUCCAGGUGAGAUCGAUGAACCAGAUGAGUUAGGCAGGAGCAGCCUGACGAGGGCGGGGCUGACGAGGCAGGGACCUUUAGUUGGCAUGGUUGUCGUCUUCAUCACAAGUGUUGAAAGCACACUUCUGCUGGAGUGGUGCCCGGCUCAGUGCGAAUGCGAAUCAGAGACUCGUGGAAUUUCAUGCUUUGAUAUUGACGUCAUACCCAGCUUCCAUCCCAGCACCGAGGAGGUGUGGCUGGUAGAGACUCGACUUCUCUCCAUCCCCCAAGAUGCCUUUGCUAACUUGGUGAACGUUUCACACAUCUACAUCUCUGACGAUGAGGGUUUAAGACAUCUGGACAAGCAUUCUUUCCACAAUCUACCACUGAUAGUGCACAUAGAAAUAAGAAGUCUCAGAACACUAUCGCAGAUUGACCCAGAAGCAUUUAAGGACCUGCCUAAUUUAAAGUAUCUCGGCAUUUUCAACACAGGUCUAUACUCCUUUCCUGUCAUUUACAACAUACAAUCCACACAAGAGGAGUUUUUACUAGAGAUAGUGGAUAACCUCUUGAUUGAAAUGAUACCUGCCAAUUCCUUCCACGGAAUAUGCGACAAUGAUCUCACCAUUAUAAUGAAUGGCAAUGGCUUGAAAGAGAUCCAGCACUAUGCCUUCAAUGGGAGCAGACUCCAAGAAGUGUAUCUUAACAAGAAUGUGGAUUUGGAGAGAGUAGAUGAAUUUGCUUUUUCUGGUGUGAUUCACGGCCCAACACUCCUAGACCUUUCAGAGACUAGAGUGAGUUCUUUGCCUUCAAUAGGACUGGGGCUCAUUGAAAAACUGCGAGCUAAAAACACUUGGACCCUCAAGAAACUACCUCCUCUUACAGCCUUUCUGCAUUUGCAAAAAGCUGAAUUGACCUUCCACAGCCACUGCUGUGGCCUCAAAAACCUGAAAAGAUGGAGGGGACACACUGAGGCAGCUAUAUGCAACUUGACCAGGGCUGGUGUGGGACAGCAACUGCAGAAAUCUUCUGGAACUUUCUACCCGGGGUAUCAGAGACACAAACCAUUUCAUCAGGAUCCACAUCUACAUGACAGUGACAAUCUCGAAAACAUUGAAAAGCCAUAUCACCAUCAAUAUUCCAUUUGUCCCUCAGAAGAGAGGGGCUUGUUCUAUGUGGACUCACCAAUGGGGGAUCCUGAUGAAGGAUUUGACUAUGCACUCUGCAAUAAACUUCAUAUGGACAAUUUCAAGGUGUCCUGCAGACCCCUUCCUGAUGCCUUCAACCCAUGUGAGGAUGUGAUGAGCCAUGGAUUCCUAAGGGUGUUUGUGUGGAUUGUUAGUCUCUUAGCUAUUCUAGCUAACUCUCUCGUCAUGGUCAUUCUGCUGAUCAGCCACCACAAAUUGUCUAUAACCCGUUUCCUCAUCUGCCACUUAGCGUUUGCAGACUUCUGCAUGGGACUCUACUUACUGCUUAUUGGAUCUGUUGACCUUUAUACUCGCUCUCAAUAUUACCAUCAUGCCAUUGACUGGCAGACAGGAGCUGGUUGCAACCUAGCAGGGACAUUAUCAAUAUUUGCUAGUGAACUAUCUGUCUACACAUUAACUGCAAUAACCCUUCAACGCUGGCAUGACAUUUUUUUUGCUAUGAGAUCCAAGCAAAAACUGCGAAUGCGACACAUAGCUGCGGUAAUGCUCGUUGGCUGGUUGCUUUGCCUGAUUCUUGCACUGCUCCCAUUGGCUGGUGUGAGCAGUUACCAGAAGGUGAGUGUCUGCUUGCCUAUGGACACCAAGACAUCUGCUGCUCAAGUCUAUGUGGUCUCUGUUCUUACGCUAAACAUCUUGGCUUUCAUGGUUGUAUGUGUAUGCUAUUUCCACAUUUACUGCAUGGUGCACAACCCUGAGCACCAGUCAAGCAAACAAGAUGCCAGUAUGGCAAAACGUAUGGCUGUGCUGAUUUUCACCAACCUCCUGUGCCUGUUCCCUGUCUCCUUCUACGGAUUGUCUGCAGCCCUCCACCGACCACUAAUCACAGUCACACAGUCUAAGGUUUUGCUGGUGCUGUUCUAUCCUCUCAACUCCUGUGCCAAUCCGUUCCUCUACACUAUCCUGACAAGGACAUUUCACCGUGAUGUCCUGAUGUUGCUGAGCCGCACCGGGAUUUUCCAGCCCCAAACACAGUUCAACAGAUAUUAA
Messenger RNA from Lampris incognitus (smalleye Pacific opah), 2502 nucleotides. RefSeq names its product thyrotropin receptor-like. Gene Ontology annotation, biological process: DNA integration; G protein-coupled receptor signaling pathway. Gene Ontology annotation, molecular function: thyroid-stimulating hormone receptor activity; nucleic acid binding. The record is from RefSeq and is a predicted model, not a curated record. Gene Ontology annotation, cellular component: membrane. Bases 1 to 2502 code for a protein of 833 amino acids. NCBI's taxonomy places the organism in Eukaryota, Metazoa, Chordata, Actinopteri, Lampriformes, Lampridae. The transcript has 15 exons.